Messenger RNA from Syngnathus acus (greater pipefish), 7382 nucleotides. RefSeq names its product tensin 1a (gene tns1a). Gene Ontology annotation, biological process: fibroblast migration. The coding region runs from base 188 to 5206 and encodes 1672 amino acids. NCBI's taxonomy places the organism in Eukaryota, Metazoa, Chordata, Actinopteri, Syngnathiformes, Syngnathidae. The record is from RefSeq and is a predicted model, not a curated record. Gene Ontology annotation, molecular function: protein binding. The transcript has 36 exons.
AAGAGAGAGAGAGAGAGCAGUAGCAGCGGCGUGUGUGUAAGUGUGAGAGCGCAAAGCACCGGGAAUCCUGAGCCUAGAGGGGAGCCGUGCGUGCCAUGAGAGGGGGGCUCUUCAGCCUGUGGAUGAUCCUACCCGGGGGCCGAGCGGGAAAUAAGGGGCUCGCGGACAAGAGGAAAGAAACGCAGGCAUGGCCCGCCUCAACUGGUGCCUAGCUGCCGUCAUCAGCUGGGGCAAGUUCCUCUUCGCCUGCUUCUUCCCACUGCGGGGCUCCAAGCGAGACAAGCCCGACGAACUGGAGGGGGUCCACACGCACACCUUCAAACUGAAGCCAUUCAAGAAGGCCAAGAGCUGUGAUAUAUGCAAGCAGGCCAUCACAAAGGAGGGUCUCAUCUGCAAAGCUUGUCAACUGUCCUGCCAUAAGAAAUGUGAAGUGAAGGUCACCGCGACGUGUCAAACGGGAACCAACUAUGAGCUGCCUCCAACUCCUCAGCUGCCAUUAAAGCACGUAGAUACUCCGGGCUCAGCCAGGUCCUGCAAGAGUGCAGAAAUAAAGCGCAAGCAGUCACGGAGUCAGAGUAUGGUCCAAGACAUGGAGGAGAGCUACGAAGUGGACCUGGUCUACAUCACGGAGAGGAUCAUCUCCUUCUCUUUCCCCGCCACUGCCGAGGAGCGCAGCUACAUCGCCCACCUCAAGGAGGUGGCGGCCAUGUUGCGUUCCAAACACGGCGAACACUACCUGGUGCUCAACCUGAGUGAGUUGAGGAACGACCUCGCAACAUUAAACCCUAAGGUGCUGGAGUUCGGCUGGCCUGACCACCACGCGCCGCCGCUGGACAAGAUCUGCAGCAUGUGCAAGGCCAUCGACACCUGGCUCAACGGCGACCCGCACAACGUGGUGGUGCUUCACAACAAAGGAAACCGAGGUCGGACCGGGGUGGUGGUGGCAGCCUACAUGCACUACAGCAACAUUUCAGCAAGCGCUGACCAGGCCCUGGACCGCUUCGCCAUGAGGCGUUUUUACGAGGACAAGGCGCUUCCCAUGGGCCAGCCCUCUCAGAGAAGGUACGUGCGAUACUUCAACGGCCUUUUGUCGGGCCACAUCAAAAUCAACAACAAGCCCCUGUUCCUGCACCACGUCAUCAUGCACGGGAUUCCCAACUUUGAGUCCAAAGGGGGCUGUCGUCCAUUUCUGAAGAUUUACCAAGCGAUGCAGCCCGUCUACACGUCGGGAAUAUACAACGUGCAGGGAGACAGCAACACCAGCAUCUGCAUCACCAUCGAACCGGGCCUCCUGCUAAAGGGCGACAUCCUGCUCAAGUGUUACCACAAGCGCUACAGAAACCCCACCAGGGAUGUUAUGUUCAGGGUGCAGUUCCACACGUGCGCCAUCCACGAUCUGGGAGUGGUGUUUGGGAAGAGCGAAUUAGAUGAGACAUUCAAAGAUGACAGAUUUCCUGAGUAUGGCAAGGUGGAGUUUGUCUUUUCCUACGCUCCACAGAAAAUCAAAGGUCUGGGCCAUCUGGAGAAUGGGCCUAGCGUCUGCGUGGACUACAACACUCAAGAUCCUCUGAUCCGUUGGGACUCGUAUGAGAACUUCAGUCAUCGUUCUGAGGGAGCCGAGGAUGACCAGCACGAUGUUGUUCACAGUCAAGGUCCACUUGACGGAAGCCUGUAUGCGCAGAUCCGAAAGAAAAACUCCCUGGAGGGAGGAGUGGUCACCAUCAACGGUCUCCCAGUCCACGGAGACCCCUUGAGCGCCCCAGAGAACGCUUCGCAACACCCAAACCAUCCCCUUCAACCGUCGGAGCAAACUCUUCCCGUAAUAGGCCACGCCUCUCUCCCCGCCGUCGACCACACUCUGUCCGUGAGCAGCGACUCGGGAAACUCCACCGCCUCCGUCAAGACAGACCGCACCGAGGAACACAGUCAGUCCCUGCAGGUGGGAUCCAGCCAGGGCAACCCGGCGCUCGGCCGCCCGUCCCUCAGCCCCCAGGAGAAGCGAGAACUCGAUCAGCUUCUGAGCGGACUUGAGGCGCCUGUUCAUCAGCGGCAAGUUUAUUUGUCCACUUCGACCAGUCCGGGAGGCGGCGUCCGCCACCUGGUCCCUGCACAGGUGCAUGUCAACGGGGGUCACCCCAGACUAAUUGCCGCCCCAUCGGCAGAAGAGCGCGAGACCGAUAUUCUUGAUGACGAGCUUCCUAAUAGCCAAGAGGGCAACAGUGUGGACAGUUUGGGCACACUCUCGUCCUUAGAGGGUCAAGCCACCCCAGGUGACCUCUACUACCAGUCGCAAGCCCCCGUCAGAAGUCAAACCGACGGCCCCUACCUUGAACGAGCUGAUAAGUUGACCGAGAUGCCGGUGCACGGAAUACAAACGGCCGUUACCAUGCAGGAGCGCAGUGCCUCCGCUUCGCCAUCGGGGGGCUAUAAUAAUUUCCAGAAUGAAAGCGGAAUGUAUCGCUCGCAGUCCUUCGGUAACCAGCCGACGAGCAGUCCCGAGUCCAACCCCAAACGAAUGCCCAGGGCCCCCGAGAGGAGCACCAGUAGCCGGGACGCUGUUCAAAGGGGACUGAGCGCUUGGCACCAGUACAGCCUCCCCGAUGAUCCUUUUGGCCCGCCCCUCCAGUCCACGCAUAGCUUGCCACAUUUUCCCUCCUCGGCGUCUCAACGGGACAUCGAGCAAUCCAUCGAAGCGCUCAACAUGCUCAUGCUCGACCUGGACCCCAUUAACUCGCACAUGUCCAAGUCAAACAGCGCCCCCCCUGGGGAACACACCCUCAGUUCAUCCCCCGUGCCCUUCUCCCAGACACUCACGAGGCCAUCGUACCAAGCCGACUCGGCCAUCCACGGCUACAGCUCCUCGGGGUCAUUCAACAAUACUUUCCAUCAGCCGCUACGCGCGACCGGGAGAACUUUUGCUAACCAGAGCCCCCUUUUGGAGUCUCCGGUACACUCCCCUCAAAGGCCCAGCCCCGCUUUGCAAAAUCAGAACAACACCCCGACACACACGCCCGAGCCCUACGCGCACACACGUCCAGCGCAGCACCAGUUCCCCUCGGAUCCAAACGUCCACCCGCCGUUCAAACCCGUCAACCCGUACAUGGCGGGCACGACGGUGUGUCACUCUCCGGACCUACAGGGGUCGUCUCCCUAUCCGGACUGCAGCGAGUCGUCCUCCCCGCUUCCCGCUCUCACCCCUCAACCUAAGGACACCUCCUCUUCCUCUCUGGCUCGAGAGCAGGAUGCCGAGGAGGGGGCGUUGAACCUGGAGGGCUUGGUAGCUCACCGCAUUGCCGAGUACAACGCUCGUAUCCAAGGCAUCAGUGAAAGCAUAACACCGCAACAAUCUGACCGCCAUCGCUCCUAUUCCUUCUCUGGGGUGCGCUCCAGGGGAAUGACCCCGGAAGUGAGCCAAGGUACGGGUCGGCGUCGGACCACCAGUGAGGGUCAGUACCAUAGUGGCCAUGACAACAGGCCAGAAACAGAUUUCAGCAACACUCUGCCCCACAAUGCAGGAGAAAGACCCAGAGAGGGCACCGUGCACAGCUACCGGGAAGCAUUUGAGGACAACGAUAUUGAUAGGCUUGUCGGCAACGCUCCUGCUUUGGGAGGCUAUGCUCGUUCGCCAGCAGGCUGGAUGCCAGCAGCAGGAACGAAUCAAAAAUGUGCAGCAGACUCUGCUUCCAGUCAUGGAGAACAAGAGAAUCGUGGUUUUGUGGAAUUUAGAGCACAACAAUUCAGCGCUCAGCUCACCUCCGGAAGUCCUGUCCACAGCCCCGACGGGAGAUAUGGCUCACCGGACCACAGCACAGCAGCAUUUUACCCGCACACGCACGCCUCCCCUGAUGGCUCCCAGGUCAACAUCAUGGGCGUCCACACCGUCCCCGGCAGCCCCAACACCCUCCACCGCACAGUGGCCACCAACACCCCCCCGAGCCCCGCCCUCCAAAGACGCCUCGGCCAAGCCAGUCCUGCAACGGUCAGACGCACCCCUCCAGCCGGCGGCAGCAGGGACGGCAUCCCAUCCAGCCCGUUAAUCGGGCGAAACCCCAAAACGAGCGGUUCGAGCGUGCCGCCCGCCAGCCCCCUGAUCGGCCGGCGAACGGCGGCGGGGGGCCACGGUACCCCAGAUGAGUUGGGGGCCACGUCUCGUCAAGCUCAGCCUCCGUCCACGCCCGCCUUCCCCGUCUCCCCCCAGCUGCCAGUGAAGAGGCACGCAAGCAGCGGGGACGCAGACAGGACGGACGGCAAGAACCUAGCGGCCGAGGCUGGGUCCAACUUGUCCGGGACUUACCCAGACACGUCCAAGUCCAUCUAUGAUGGCUAUCCGGACAUCAAGAUGAACGUUAAGUUUGUCCAAGACACAUCCAAGUUCUGGUACAAGCCCGACAUCUCCCGAGAGCAAGCCAUUAAUGUGCUGAAGGACCGGGAGCCCGGCGCCUUCGUCAUCAGGGACAGCCACUCCUUCCGUGGGGCUUACGGUCUUGCCUUGAAGGUGGCCUGCCCACCACCGACGGUACAACAAAGCAAAAAAGCUGCUGAUCUGACCACCGAGCUGGUGAGACAUUUCCUGAUUGAGACAAGCCCCAAAGGUGUCCGCCUGAAGGGUUGUCCCAAUGAGCCUUACUUUGGUUGUCUCUCUGCGCUGGUUUACCAACACUCCAUGACCCCUUUGGCGCUGCCCUGCAAGCUCAUGAUCCCCACCAAAGACCCAAACGAAGAAGCGCUGGAGCUGGCCACACCUACCGACCCAGUGGUGGAGCUUUUGAAACAAGGAACAGUUCAGAAGGUUCCGGAGGAGGCUCACGCGUCCAACGUGCUCUACAUCAACUCUGUGGACAUGGAGUCUUUGACCGGCCCUCAAGCCAUCGCCAAGGCCAUCAGUCAGACGCUGGCGACCAAUCCUCUGCCCGCCGCUACCGUCGUCCACUGUAAAGUGUCCUCGCAGGGGAUCAUGCUCACAGACAGUCACAGGAAGAUUUUCUUCAGGCGGCAUUAUCCACUAAGCACCAUAACCUACUGUGACGUCGACCCGCAGGACAGAAGGUGGGGCCAAGAGAGUGGCUGCUCACUAAAGCUUUUUGGCUUUGUGGCGAGGAAACAAGGAAGCACAACAGACAAUGUCAGCCACCUGUUUGCCGAGCUGGACCCUGAUCAGCCGGCCUCGGCUAUCGUCAGCUUUGUCUCCAAAAUGAUGAGGCGGUGAAACACGCGCCCGGAUGGUGGCCAUUUUGAAAAUCCAUCAUUUUGGUGUCUUUUUGUCUCUGGGAUUCGACGAUCUCCUCUUCUUUUUUUAAUUUAAUUAAUUUAUAUAUCUGUACUUUCUGCCUUUCUGGUUUGGUGUGUUGGAAGCGUCUUUUUUUUUUUUUUUUUUUCGAGAGAGGUUUUAUGAACUUGUGCGAGGAUGUGCCAAUGUGAGCGUGCAAAUGUGACAAACGCGGAGGCCGCUUGACUGAAACGCGGACACGAGAGCGAAUGAAACCAGGGAAGUUGGGUGUGAAGAUACGCGAGGCUCGGAUGUUUCAGGGUGUUUUCACGUUUUUCUCGAUUGAUUUACCAAAGGUAGACGCAAUACAAGCGCGGGAAUGACGUAGCGAUGAAGCCAUUCUUAUUCUUUCCGUCUUUAAAAGAUGUACCGAUGGACACACAAAAAAAGAAAAGAAGUCGUUUCUUCUUGACAUUGUCUUCAGGAAAAAAAAAAAAAAAAAAUGUUGGCCUUGAUGGCUUUUGGCAAAAUAUUGUCUGAAGACCUUAUGCAUGUUAGCUUGACCUUUAAGCUCGGUUCUUCUACCUUCCACGCGUCCUUGUGGAGCUCUUAGCGUGAACCUUUCUGGUUCUGCUGUGUGUUUGAAAGGGCUCUUCGGUGAACGGCGACUGAUCUAAACUGCACAUUGCAGACCAGAACCCCCCCCCCCCCCCCUCCAAAAAAAAGAAAAACGGCACACACAUCAAGUUCCGUGCAUUUUCACCGACCACUCCCCCAACCCCCCAACCCUCCCUUUUUCGUGCAAGACGCUUGACUGGUGACUGACAGAUUCUCCACAGGGUAGGACGCUCGUCACGGAAUGAUUCCGGAAAGCCCCUCCAGGACGCCGAACCCGGACCUAUGCACUGUUGCUCCUGCAUGCUCUUUCUCCUUCGAGGCGGCGAAAAAAUCUCGUAGAGAUCGAGGCCAUCGAAAAACCGCAUGAAGUAGAAUUUUUUUGCUCAUGCCCUCAACGAAAUAUAGACAACCCAUUUUUGAAGUAGUCAAACGAUGGUGAUACGCUAUAUUUUUAUUUUUAAUUGUUGGCCCGAUGGACUUGUCUCCCUUUCGUUCCCCACUGUGCUGUCACAAAACACGUUUGGAUAUUUUUAGCAGAGAAAAAAAACACAACGGGAGUAUUCACACUGCGCAGUUGCACAAGCGCGAGCAUCUACAACGAGAGGAUAGCUUACAUAUGUACAUAGAUGAACUACUUUGAAAGGUGACUUAGCGAAAAGUAUUUAUUUUUGUUGCUUUGGUCCCUCAUGAGUACUCAUUAUGCAUAUAUUGUACAGUCUAGAUAAAGAAAUGGGUUCAGGAAAAAAAAAAAUCUACUUAUUUUGGCUAAUGAUUUCAAAGUCUACGGAUUUUGACAUGUUUGAAUAUAUGGUGUACAUUUCUUUGUACGUGUAUUUGUUUCGGCUCGUCUCGUUUGUCAUCUUGGCAAAAAAAAAAAAAAAAAGCCGUGUAGCGGACUUGCAUGGACCGAACGAGUUUGCUGAUGGGAAAACAAUUUAGAACAGAUUGUAGUUGAUAGAACAUUACAGAUUUAAAAAAAAAAAAAAAAAGAUGUGCAAGGGAAAAGAGGCCAAGCUCAAAUGCAAUACAAAAACUGUGUGCCCAUGACAGUUAUGAUUUUUGCCAAAGAGUCACACGAGCUGCUUUUUUUUGUCUUGCUUCCAUUUCACAUGCAAAAUAUUACACAGGGAGCUUUACGUUUAUGCACUGAGACAUUUUUUGACGUCUUCUUUUAAACAUAUGACCGGAGGGGGAAAGAAAAAAAAAAGAAAAAAGAUGCCUGCUGCGUACAUGAAGCACUUAACUUGACAGAGCAGCAGAGAAAACAUGCAAAAUGCUCUUCCAAGGCUUCAUCAUCAGACCUCCCGGAUGCCACUCAUUUAUUUUUGUUAUUUUUUAUUUUUUUUCCCCAGACAGACAUCUUUUUCCAUUGUGUUAUAAGGAAGCAGAGCCGUGCAGUUGGCUCCUAUACGACAAAGCAUUUUUAUAAAAGUCCUAGAAAGCGUCCAUAAAGUCAUUUCAGCUGUAUUAAUGUGAAAAAAGACACUCGGAUUGUGUUUGCGCUUAUCAUCUUCAUUUUUAUCAUUACGGCUUACCUAAAGGAGGAUAAAAAAAAAAC